GCGGACGGGCGGGCCGGGCCAGGCCGGGCCGGGAGAUGCCGCGGCUGCUGGAGAAGCUCCCGGCGGGGCGGGCGCUCGAGUUCCUUCAUAAAGUAGUUGAUGGCAUCUGUGGUCGUGCGUAUCCUCGAUACCAGAAUUAUGGCAGCGUUUGGAGCUUGUCAGAGUGGAUGGAGGUUUUAGAAGAAACUAUGAUGUAUUUCAAAACUGCUGUCGGCAAAAAUAUGUCUGAUGAAGAGGCUGCUCAGCAGAUAAUUGAGUUAAAUUCAGACUAUCAAGAAGCAAUCACAAAAUGUCUGAAAGGUAGAAAGGAUGAAAUCAGGAAUGCCCUAGUAGAAAAUGUACAUGCAAUCUCUUCUGCCCAGCUGCAGGAUUUUGACUGGCAGUUGAAGCUUGCACUCUCCAGUGAUAAAAUCUCCAUGCUGCAAAUGCCACUCCUCAAUCUUGAUUUGGAUGUGAGAGAAAAUGGUGAAAUGAAGCCAAUUUCUAUAGAGAUGAAUAAGGAAGAGUUGCAGAACCUAAUAAAUGCGCUGGAAGCUGCUAAUAAGGUAACUUUUACUGAUUUAAUCUUUUGUUCCUAACUUGUUAUGUACUGAUUUAUUUUAAGCAGAAUUCAUAGAAUCAUUGAAUAGUUUGGGUUGAAAAAGGAUCUGUAAAUGAGGAUCUGAAAUGAGCAGGGGCAUUGUUCGCUAGAUCAGGUUGCUCAGAGCCCUGUCCAACCUGACCUUGAAUGUUUCCAGGGGUGGGACAUCUGAAACACAAUGUGUGUUUCACCAUACUCAUUGUAAAAACUUUCUUCCUAAUAUCUAGACUAAAUCUACUUUCUUUAAUUUAAUAUGAUUACCCCUAUUCUAUGCUGAAAGAUUGGUAAGAACUACAAUGUUUCCCUCAGCUUUGCAAAACGUCGGUGUCUGGGAGUUACUUGGUUCAUAUUAAGUCCUUUAAUGUCCGUGGCAUAGUAAAUCAGGAAGAAAGUUACAAAGAUUACAGUAUAGUAAGAAGAGAAUUUCAAGUGAAACUAUAAGGCUUUUGAGACACUGAAGGUCUCAGAUUUCUUAAUAGAAAAGGCUAAGGAAAAUGAGGAUUUGAAGAAAAUGGUGUUUGCAUGAAAUUACAGCCCUUAAGAGCUUUCACAGCUUGCUUCUGGAUGGAUUUUCUUCCCUGCAAAACUAAAUAAAAAUAGUAGUGAGCAAGGAUUCUUCCAGGACGGACUUCAGUGUUCAUGUGCCCUUUGUUCUGCUUGAGGGUCUGUAUGGAACCUGUGGGAUGUGGUCAUCUCCAUACUUAGUUCUGUGGGUACACAAGGAGGAAUUCACUUCAUGUCCCCAGCUCUGCUUUGUGCAGAAGGAAUCUCACUGGAUCUGGACUUGCUAUUCUACUUUUUGAUUUCAGGCAGCUGAAGAAUGGCUUGAGAGUGCAGUAAAGGGUAAAGAAAGUUACUUUAAGUGACGGCUGUGUGAGAUUGUAAAAGAGAUUUGAGAGAGGAAUGGUGUGCUGUGCAGAGGAAAGAAAUGCUUAUUCAGUUGCAUAUUGUACUGAAACAGAAAGCAAAAGGUUUCAUUUCAUAGGCUGCUUAAGUUUUGGUCUUGACGAAGUGUAAUCCAAUUCCUUUUCUCCUUU
Catharus ustulatus (Swainson's thrush) is the source of this 1617-nucleotide messenger RNA. It is a transcript of the gene COMMD8, whose product is annotated as COMM domain containing 8. Bases 36 to 578 code for a protein of 180 amino acids. The record is from RefSeq and is a predicted model, not a curated record. The transcript has 4 exons. Lineage: Eukaryota; Metazoa; Chordata; Aves; Passeriformes; Turdidae.